AUGGCCCCGACGAGGUGGGUGACGGCGCUGGCGUUGUCGCUGGCGGCCAAGCAGUGGCGACGCUCGCAGCGGCGCCCAGGUGACCAGCUGGAGGGUCACCAAGCGGAUGCGGACGCGGCCCGCUUUGGGGCGGCCGACAUCGGGAUGCUCGGCAAAGGCUCCGAGGUGGUCCUGCAGGAGUCGGCGGGUGAGCUGUCGGCCGAUGCCACUACGGACUGCGUCAUGGGUGACUUCACGGAGACUAGCUGGAGCGCUGGCCUGGCAGCAACAUUGAGCGGAUCAAGCGUGGGUCUUCAGACGCUCGGCGGGAGGGUCGCAGUCAACCACGGUGGAUGGAUUGGCUGCGGCGUGGGCCUGGUGACCCACGACCACGAGCUGCUCAAGCGCGCCCUGAAGAGCCUCGGCCCGGAGAGGGCCAUGAGAGAGGUGGACGGCGGUGGGCUGCCCGCCGUGUUCUACGCCGUGGAGCUCGGUUAUAUGGAGCUGGCGCACACGCUGCUCGUGGAGGGUCACUGCUUGACUGUCGAGCUGGCAGACCGCGUCCUGAACGUGAUCAAGGACAAGGGUCCGACCAGGGCCGCCUGCCUGCGCGUGUUCCAGAUGGCCUGCGAGAUCGUCUCCAACGGCUGCGGGGCGGGCACCAGCCAGCUCAAGUCCGAAGGAGUUGCCUUGUUCAUCAAGCCCUGGUGCGCGUCCUUGCCCGCAUUGAACUUCUUCCAGCCGCGGAAAGAGCUGUUUGCGCGCUUCCGUUCUUUGUGCAAGGCGAGCUGCAAGCGCAUCUUCGAUGACAUUGACAGCAAGGCCAUAGGGACGGCCGAUAUGCGCGUGCUGAUGGAGGUUGCGAAGGGACUCCCAGCCGAGUCGUGCCGCCAGGACGACGAGGGCCUGCUGCCGCCGCUGGACUGGUCGUUAGGCGAUGGCGACAGGGCGGACAUUGGCAUCCCAGAGAUGACUGCCAUCGAUCACGAAUUAAUCGCGUGCAGGACACUCUCCCUGCUCGCCAUCGCGCUGGACGGCGUGUUCCAGGCGGACAUGGAGAAGCUGGCGCCGAAGUCGCCCUUCGGCGCCGAAGGUCCGCCUGCUUGUCAACCCCGGCCGCCGAAACCAUUCUCCGCCGUGCAGAGUUGGCUGCUCGCGCUGCCGCGCAUGGACGACCUGGACGCGAAGAUGCCGCGAGCAAUGGAGGAACCCCCACGGGCGGGGAGGUGCGACUUCGUGUGCGAUCGCCCCGAGGUGCUCAAAGCGGUGCGCGGCCCCAGCGUACCGCGUCAUCUCCGCCAGGAACACCCACGCGCCGUCUCCAGGGGAGCCCCGCGGCUCCGAACGGGUCGUGACACUCCAUGUGGCCUACGAGCCGUCGCUGACAUUCGGCGACGUCUUCGGUGUUGGCCACCUGUCCGUGGACGGGCUGGAAGGAACACCUUCGCUUCAGGCCAGGGAUGAGAACGCGAAGGCUUGGAUCCGAUAUCGGGGGGGCACGCGGGCACCUCUGCGCUGGGGGAGCCGGCCGAGUGGGCCAUGGCGUUGCUGCCCUUGCUGAAGGUCGGCCAGGACGCCCGCAUCGCUUUCCAUGCCGUAUCCUCCCUGGUGGAUUGAAUCAUGGCAGGAGGCUGGCCCUGGACGUGCCGUCUAGUAGUUCUUGAAUUGCCCCCUAUGUGGCAGCACGUGCCGCUGAUCGGUUGAGCUCUGGCGCAGAAGAGGAGGAAUAAUAAGAGGAAGAGAAGCCCCACAAUGUGGUUUGCGCCGCUCGCGAAGGACAGAGGCCCUUUCGUUCCUGGGCGCGCAGGGGGGGGAGAGCGAGCUUGGAUCUCCUGUCCAAACGGGCGCUGGCCGAAGUGCCGUCUGGUUUAGAUCAAGCCGGAGAUGCCAUGGCUGGCUUUUCUUCGUGAAUUUGCCGAGAUGUGUCCGGAGCUGGGGCCCCCGAGGGGGCCCAGACCCUCGUCGUUCCUUGCCCUAGUCUUUGCGAGCCGCGCCGACGUCGAGAGUUCAUGCCCGUGCGCACAAUCUUUCUGUUGCCGCCCGGCCGUCUCCCUCUCGCAGGAGAGAGCACACUGCACAAACAGAAGUUUUCGGAUGUCCGC
Messenger RNA from Prorocentrum cordatum, 2081 nucleotides. Lineage: Eukaryota; Dinophyceae; Prorocentrales; Prorocentraceae. The record is from the annotation of a GenBank genome assembly.